Penicillium waksmanii is the source of this 1236-nucleotide messenger RNA. Its product is annotated as NACHT nucleoside triphosphatase. The record is from RefSeq and is a predicted model, not a curated record. The transcript is spliced from 5 exons. NCBI's taxonomy places the organism in Eukaryota, Fungi, Ascomycota, Eurotiomycetes, Eurotiales, Aspergillaceae. Bases 1 to 1236 code for a protein of 411 amino acids.
AUGAAACGUCUUAUUAUUCUAUGUGACGAUUACUCUGCCAAUUAUCUCGAUGCUUUGUUCCAGGCACAUCGAAAUGGCAGCGACCAACCUACGACAAAGGUGCUCUGGGGUGUUGUUUUCAACAUGCUCGUAGUCCAGAGAAAAGUUUUUAUUGUUCUAGACGCAUUGGACGAAUCAAAAACAAGGGAGGCUGUGCUCGAGUGGAUCAAGGAUAUGGUGUCUAGGCCAGAGUUGGUCCAUGUCCAGCUGCUUCUUACCGGUCGACCUGAAUCCGAGUUUCUGCGUGACAUUCCCCCCUUAAUAGGAAAGCAAAACUGCCUGGGACUUGAUAAACAAGCCGUUACCUCUGAUAUUCGAUCGUGGGUUACAGCACAACUUUCUCAACGGCGUGAUUUUACGAAGAAGUCCUUGUCCCAGAGCCUUAUGAAUGAAAUCCGGAAAAGAAUUGGCGACGGCGCCGAAGGGAUGUUUAGGUGGGGAUUCUGUCAGUUAGACAGCCUGGCUCGAUGUCGCCACGAGGAAGAUAUAGGGAAGGCUCUCGAAACCUUGCCGCAGGAUCUCGAUAAGACAUACGAGCGCAUGUUUGAAAGCAUAGCAACGGAGCUAAAAAACGACGCCAUACGACUUCUACAAUUCCUAGUGUACUCUAAGCAAUCUCUAACGCUGGCUGAAGUUAAAGAGACUGAUAUUUUGGCCUACUGUCCCAGCGUAGUGACAGUUCAUACCCGUUAUGGAGAGUUACAUCUUGCCCAUUUCUCUGUGAAAGAGUGCCUUUUGGAAUAUAAUUCUUUCAAGAUUAUGACUGUCAGCAUUUCUAUCACAAAGACGUGCUUGAUAUAUCUUACAGACAUCAACGGUAGCGCAAGAGAGAUGAGGCGGUAUUUUCCGCUGGCAAGAUAUGCGGCCGAAGUGUGGACAUACCAUGCUGCGUUGAUUCAGGCCGACGAAGAAAUUAUAGGAAUGACAGUAGGCUUCCUAGAAGGGGAAGCAACAUUUGAACGAUGGGCUCGAUUGUAUCAGGGUGAUAUGAGCUAUCUAAAAAGCUCUAGGCUUUACUAUGCUUAUUUCAGUAGGCUCUUGGUACCGGCACGUAAUUUUAUUGGCAAGGGAGCUGAUGUCAACACACAGGGCGGCCAGUAUGGCAACGCUCUCCAGGCUGUCUCACAGGCCGGCCAUCUAGCGAUUGUCAAACUACUUCUGGACAAGGGAGCAUAUGCCAACACACAGGGUGGCUAG